AUGGCAUCUGUAAUGCAAAAAGCAAAUACGCUCCGGGCUGCCCUGGGCAGAGGCAACGGAUUGUCUUUCGGAGCAUGGCAGAUGCUACCUGGUGCACAUCUAUCGCGAACGAUGGCACGAUCUGGCUUCGACUGGAUCCUGAUUGACUGCGAACAUGGCAACAUUGCUGACAACGAGAUGCACGAGUCUGUACAUGCAGUGGCCUCCUGCGGAGUGAGUCCUAUCGUACGGAUACCAGCAAAUGAAAGCUGGAUGGUCAAACGAGCUUUGGACAGUGGCGCACAUGGAGUGUUGGUACCACUGAUAUACAGCGCAGACGACGCGAAGCGACUUGUAGAGUCUACCAAAUUUCCACCUCGAGGCAAACGAGGGUUUGGAAGCCCUUUCUCGAUGGGCGCAUUUGACAGCAAGGGUGACCUGAGUGGCCUACAGUACAUGCAGAACGCCAACGACAACCUGUUGACGAUCAUUCAGAUUGAGACGGCCUCGGCUUUGGCUGAUGUUGAGAAUAUUGCCAAGAUUGAUGGUAUUGAUGUUCUGUUCGUCGGUCCCUGGGAUCUGGGCAACAACAUCGGCCAUCCUGUGCUUGGAGAUUUCGAUCAGGAGCUGAAGGACGCCAUUACUCGUGUGCGGGAGGCAGCCAAAGCAGCUGGCAAGUGGAGUGGUAUAUAUUGUCCCAAUGGAGAUGUUGCACGGAAGUAUGCAGAUGAGGGCUUCCAGAUGAUUUCGGUGAUCAACGACAUGACAGCGAUUCCAGUGUACAUGACUCAGUCUCUAAACACAGCCAAAGGCACAUGGGGCCACAGUGCUGCACAAGCUGUCAAGGGCGCUGCAUACGGUGCAGUAAACCUAGCUUCGAGGACGUCAGAGGAUAAGCCUUGA
This is a messenger RNA of Lithohypha guttulata, 882 nucleotides long. RefSeq lists its product as uncharacterized. Gene Ontology annotation, cellular component: cytoplasm. Bases 1 to 882 code for a protein of 293 amino acids. The transcript is spliced from 4 exons. Lineage: Eukaryota; Fungi; Ascomycota; Eurotiomycetes; Chaetothyriales; Trichomeriaceae. The record is from RefSeq and is a predicted model, not a curated record. Gene Ontology annotation, molecular function: aldehyde-lyase activity.